This is a messenger RNA of Labrus mixtus (cuckoo wrasse), 534 nucleotides long. RefSeq names its product dickkopf-related protein 3-like. Gene Ontology annotation, biological process: multicellular organism development; negative regulation of canonical Wnt signaling pathway. Gene Ontology annotation, molecular function: co-receptor binding; receptor antagonist activity. The record is from RefSeq and is a predicted model, not a curated record. Gene Ontology annotation, cellular component: extracellular region. The transcript has 3 exons. Bases 1 to 534 code for a protein of 177 amino acids. NCBI's taxonomy places the organism in Eukaryota, Metazoa, Chordata, Actinopteri, Labriformes, Labridae.
AUGUCGUGGAAUCUGUGGAUGCUCUGCCUCUUUCUCUGCUUCUCUUGGGCCGAAGCUCGUAUUUGGGCCUGGAUGCUCAACAUGCCACACAGCCCUCCCAAAGAAGGAGCAAAGGCACUUAGAGAAAACAUUUCUCCAACCAAACCAAUCACGGCUGUGUGCGAUCAGGAUAGGGCCUGUGGGCGGGGCUUCUCCUGCGAUCGACACUUUGGUCUCUGCGUUCCUCUGCGAGGGGAGGGCCACUACUGUCGGAGGGACGCCCAGUGUGUCCGCGGACUCAGCUGCAUGUUUGGAAAGUGCCACCGCAGCAUCCCCAACGGACAAGAGGGUGCCAGAUGUAAAGUUGACAGAGAUUGCGGCGCGUCCAUGUGCUGCGCUCGUCACCAUGGCGAACAGGUGUGCAAAAGACGCCUGCUCCGUGGCGAGAGCUGCUAUGUUCCUGAUGGCGGCCUGGCGUUCAGCAUAAACCAGAUUUGUCCUUGUGAUGAAGGGCUGCUGUGUCGUGGAAACAGUGCGCCACACCUCAGAGAGUAA